GAAAAAUUGAAUUGGAUGGCUACCAUAAAGAUCUUCGAAGCAAAAUCAUUAUUAUUCCGCAAGAUCCCGUUAUUGUUUAUCGACACGUUAAGGUAUUUUUGAAUGAUCUUAUUUCAAAAGAUGAUGGUGGAAGUUUGGAUGACGAUCCGGAUGAAGAAAGGGAUAGUGCUUCCUCUUGUGCCUCUGCCACUGACGCUGACGAUCCUAUCGUUCGCCGACGUAAAACUGGAGAACGGUACCAUCCUCAACCCGUACCACCAAUGUUCGAAAUCUAG
Messenger RNA from Funneliformis geosporum, 275 nucleotides. The record is from the annotation of a GenBank genome assembly. Lineage: Eukaryota; Fungi; Glomeromycota; Glomeromycetes; Glomerales; Glomeraceae.